UGGAUGCUGUCUGGAGGCCUGUAGUAGCUUGGCUCUGAGUGGCAGCUGUCAAGUAUGUGCAGGGCUGUGUGGGCAAGAGAGAGGCAGGCAAAGACAAGCUGGGCAUUCUGCAGCUGAAGCCAGCGUGGCUUCCGACCAUUCUGGAUAAUGGACCAAGGCUUGGGACAGCCACACUCUUGCGUCGUUUUCACUGCGUCUCCACCCUGGCCGAAGCAUACUGGGAGGGUCUGGGAGGGGAACACUUAGUAGAGAAGGGUGUCAAGGCUGUGGCUCUCCGCAUAGCCCGGCCCCUCAGCAGCAGAGGCUGGUCAUCUUUCUGAGCAUCCAAGUUGUCUUUACAUACCUGUAGCUGUUUUUACUUUUCUGUUUUUGAAGUCAGUUUGUGUCUUGACGUGUCCCUUGCAAUAUCCCUAUCGUUAUAUAUGCUGUGUGCCUUAUGAAAUGCUGGGAUCUGGAAAAUCCAACCAACCAACCCACCGGCUCCUCACCGUCUCCACCUCUGCCUUUGACUGACACCUCAAUCUGUCAAUCGGAACCGCCUACCAUGCGAUUGGUCGGAUGGCGUUUCGGGGGGCGGUGCAUGCAGAGAAGCCAACAGAGCAGUAAGCGCAGCAGCCGGAGUGUGGAAGAUGACAAGGAGGGCCACCUGGUGUGCCGGAUCGGCGAUUGGCUCCAAGAGCGAUAUGAGAUUGUGGGGAACCUGGGCGAAGGCACCUUUGGCAAGGUGGUGGAGUGCUUGGACCAUGCCAGAGGGAAGUCUCAAGUUGCCCUGAAGAUCAUUCGCAACGUGGGCAAGUACCGGGAGGCUGCCCGACUAGAAAUCAAUGUUCUCAAAAAAAUCAAGGAAAAGGACAAAGAGAACAAGUUCUUGUGCGUCUUGAUGUCUGACUGGUUUAAUUUCCACGGUCACAUGUGCAUCGCCUUUGAGCUCCUGGGCAAGAACACCUUUGAGUUCCUGAAGGAGAAUAAUUUCCAGCCUUACCCCCUACCACAUGUCCGGCACAUGGCCUACCAGCUCUGCCACGCCCUUAGAUUUCUACAUGAGAACCAACUGACCCACACAGACUUGAAGCCAGAGAACAUCCUGUUUGUGAAUUCUGAGUUUGAAACGCUCUACAAUGAGCACAAGAGCUGUGAGGAGAAGUCAGUGAAGAACACCAGCAUCCGAGUUGCUGACUUCGGCAGUGCUACCUUUGACCAUGAGCAUCACACAACCAUUGUGGCCACUCGUCAUUACCGCCCACCUGAGGUGAUCCUUGAGCUGGGCUGGGCACAGCCCUGUGACGUCUGGAGCAUUGGCUGCAUUCUCUUCGAGUACUACCGGGGCUUCACACUUUUCCAGACCCACGAAAACCGAGAGCAUUUGGUGAUGAUGGAGAAGAUCUUAGGGCCCAUCCCAUCACACAUGAUCCACCGUACCAGGAAGCAGAAAUAUUUUUACAAAGGGGGCCUGGUUUGGGAUGAGAACAGCUCUGAUGGCCGGUAUGUGAAGGAGAACUGCAAACCUCUGAAGAGUUACAUGCUCCAAGACUCCCUGGAGCACGUGCAGCUGUUUGACCUGAUGAGGAGGAUGUUAGAGUUUGACCCUGCCCAGCGCAUCACACUGGCGGAGGCCCUGCUGCACCCCUUCUUUGCUGGCCUCACCCCUGAGGAGCGGUCCUUCCACACCAGCCACAACCCCAGCUUAUGACUGGCACAGGCCACUACAUGAGGAGAUGGAACUGGGCUGCCUGGCCCUCUUUCUCCAACUUCUAACCACCGGGCCCCAGGGCCAGAGCCACCCAAUGAACAGUGCAAUGUGAAGGAAGGCAGGUGCCUGCAAGGGCGGAGACAUGCCCAGCUGCCAGAAAGCACAGAUUUGACCCAAGCUAUUUAUAUGUUGUAAAGUUAUAAUAAAGUGUUUCUUACUGUUUGUAACCCCUGGUACCAGUGCGUCGUCUCCAGGCUCCUUGCCUUCUCCCUUCCCCAUCUUAUUAAUAAAGUCUUUCUUAGCAGUU
This is a messenger RNA of Myotis davidii, 1997 nucleotides long. It is a transcript of the gene CLK3, whose product is annotated as CDC like kinase 3. Gene Ontology annotation, molecular function: protein kinase activity; ATP binding. The coding region runs from base 437 to 1690 and encodes 417 amino acids. Gene Ontology annotation, biological process: protein phosphorylation. The transcript has 10 exons. NCBI's taxonomy places the organism in Eukaryota, Metazoa, Chordata, Mammalia, Chiroptera, Vespertilionidae. The record is from RefSeq and is a predicted model, not a curated record.